Molecule: messenger RNA, 3549 nt
Organism: Puntigrus tetrazona (Sumatra barb)
Lineage: Eukaryota; Metazoa; Chordata; Actinopteri; Cypriniformes; Cyprinidae
Gene: crlf1a
Product: cytokine receptor-like factor 1a
Exons: 8
Coding region: 336-1601 (421 amino acids)
Biological process (GO): cytokine-mediated signaling pathway
Cellular component (GO): external side of plasma membrane
Molecular function (GO): protein binding; cytokine receptor activity
Source: RefSeq, a predicted model, not a curated record
UUGGAACUGUGUGGGAAGAAGACAUGGGAGGAGCUUGCAAAGUAUAAACUUGGACGUUUCCAAGCAGUGGAGAGCCUCAGCACGGUAAACGAUGCCAAAAGUAAAUGAAGAGGAUGAAUGCACCGUCGCAUUAACAGAACAUUUGGCGGAUAUUUUUUAAAGUUCAGUCUUCUGGAACAUCUGCGAGACGCCAGCAGCCCAGGAACUGACGCUGGGAUCAACUGUUCGGGUGCACUGGAGCUGGACUCGGUGUGGCAUGCGUGGAUCAAAUAUUCCUGCAUAGUCCAAAUACACUCUCUUGAACUAAAAGAAAGAAAGCGAACUUAUAUCGUAAGAUGAUCUGCUUAUUGUUUUUGUUCCACUGUGCUGCCGGCGUGUUGUCGUCUUCAACCCAGGUGGCUACAAUCUACCCUCAAGACCCGGCCCUUCCAAUCGGCUCCAGCCUGACAGCCACAUGCUCAGUGAAUCCAGACCACGGCGUUCACGCAGGCUCUCUCUACUGGACGCUGAACGGAAAACGUCUUCCCAGCAGCACCUACAGCAUUCUGAGCCCCACCGUGCUCAGCGUCACCCUCCCGCGGCUCUCUGGGUCCCGCCAGCGCUCCGGAGACAACCUUGUGUGCCAUAACAGCGGGGGUCAUGUGCUGGCCGGCUCCUGCAUCUAUGUUGGCAUGCCUCCUGAGAAACCUGUGAAUCUUACCUGCUGGUCCAGGAACACUAAAGACCUCACCUGUAGAUGGGCCCCUGGGGGCCAGGGGGAAACCUUCAUCAAGACAAAAUACACACUUAAAUAUAAGCUCAGGUGGUACGGACGAGAAAAGGAGUGUGAGGACUAUAGCACGGGAGAUCCAUAUACAUGCUACAUCCCCCGCGACCUCGCCCUCUUCACGCCCUACGAGAUUUGGGUGGAGGCCUCCAACCAACUCGGAACCGCAACAUCUGACGUCAUCUACUUGGAUAUCUUAGACGUGGUGACGACAGACCCUCCGACUGAUGUGACCGUGAGCCGAGUGGGCGACCUGGAGGACCAGCUGACUGUGCGCUGGGGGACACCGCCUGCACUAAAAGACUUCCUCUUCCAGGCCAAAUACCAGAUCAGAUACAGACUGGAGGAAAGCAGCGACUGGAAGGUGGUGGAUGAUGUUGGGAACCAGACUUCCUGCAGGCUCGCAGGGUUGCGGCCAGGCACGGUGUAUUUCGUGCAGGUGCGCUGUAAUCCGGUUGGGAUUCUGGGAUCGAGGAAAGCAGGCAUUUGGAGUGACUGGAGUCACCCAACUGCAGCCUCGACACCACACAGUGAGCGGCUGCUGACAGGGUCGUGUGACUCGAAGGUGGGGCAGCAGAACUCCACGUUGCGGCGGGAUUUGAAGCAGUUCUUUGGCUGGGUGCGCAAGCACGCCUACGGUUGCAGCGGUAUGAGUAUCAAACUUUACGAUCAGUGGCGGGUCUGGCUGCAGAAAUCUCACAAAACCCGCAACCAGGUAGCUUCGGUUUCUUCAACUGUUAUGCCAGGAAUAUUUGCUCUCAUAACACCGCGAGGCUGGAUCCAAGCCCUUGAGUUAUUGGAGUUGCCCGGGUUAAUUGAAUUAAAGCGCUUCUGAUGUUAUUGUACUGAGUUUCCUGUGUUUUGCUCGGUAACCACAGAAGUAAAUAACAUGAGGCGACUCAUAUGAUUUCAGGUAACUUUUCAUAAACCGUCGUAGUAAAUUUAAAUAAACUUGAAGAAUGAAGUUCUGCACGCCGAAUAUCAUUCAACAUAUGUGUUCGGUUCUGUCAGAUUCCACAGUAAUUUUGUUGGGGAAAUGACAGGGAUUGUCCUUCACUCCAGAGAAUAUUCUCAGCUUCUUUCAUGUGUCCCUGGUGUGUUGCGGUCUGUGUUUUAUAUGAAAAAAAAAAAAACAUGACUCAAAUGCAUCUGGAAAGUACUGUCUUCGUAUUAGAUGAUCCGCCGGUACGUCAUGACAAGACCAACAUGAGAUAAACCCGUAGCAAUUACACUAAGAAGAUGUUCCAAAUCUCUGAACCGCAAAUGUCACUCAGGAACACAAAAUCAGUUUUAAAUGAUGGGUGCAAUGAGGGUGCAAAAAAAUCUAAAUAUUGAGAAAAUCGCAUUUAAAGUUGCAAAAAAUAAAUUUUUAGCAAUGCAUUUUACUAAUCAAAAAUGCGGUUUUGAUACAUGUACGGUAGGAAAUGUACAAAUGGGACAUGAUCUCUACUUAAUUUCCUAAUGAUUUUUUGGCAUAAAAUCAAUCAGUUUGACCCAUACAAUGUAUUUUUGACUAUUGCUACAAAUACACCCAAGCUACUCACGACCGAAGUCACAAAUAUGCUUUUUAACUCUAAUUUUUUGCCAUCGCUCUCCGUGUCGAACUCGUGAUCUCGGGUUGUUUUUGAAUGGCUAUUUGAAGCCUUUCAUGUUCUUUGGGCGUUUAUCUGAUUACUGUAAUAUUGUCUGCUUUCAGGUUCUUCAAGGAGAUAAAUCAUAGCACGUCGCUCCUGGCAGGCAGAACAUUUAACAACAACAGCACACUGUGGAAGAAUUCACAUUUUCCAGACUGCUGCUUGGCUCAGUGCAAAGUACAGCUGGACUCAAAACAGGAUGUUCAAACAACAAAAGGUGACGGGCAUUUGGUCCCUGGGACACAGAUUCGAUUGUGCAGUUAAAAUGCCUUAUUAUACAGGAAAACAAACUGUCUUUGAUAAUAGCCACCGAGAUCACGUGGACUAUAUCCUCGCAACUCGCUGUCUGCGGAGAGUUCUUGAUCGUGUCGGGGAGCAUUUAAUUAAAGGUCAUAAUUUGCACAUUUACUGAUGACUAUGCCCGAGCCAUGCUUAGCCGACGUGACACAUGGUCUGUAUGUGGACAUGGUCUAUAUCGCUAACUUUAGCUGACCUGUAUGUUAAAGAGGUUCCUCGUGGACAAAUGGAAAACGUCUGAACGUUUUUUCAGCCAGCGUUUUGUGUAACUUCAAGAACAACUGGAAUAAUAUUAAGACCAUCCAGUUCUACCAAAGGUACCUUUCAUGAAUGUUUGAGUGACUUCAGCAGUUUACCUAAAAACCUGACUGGCAUACCUCACAGAACAUCUUGCCUCUUUUUAGUCUCCUGUUUAUGUAAGUAAUAAUGCUGAACAUAUCAAUACAUAGAAAAAAGUCCCACUGCAGUCGUAAAGGAGGACCUACAGAUGUACGCUAUAUUCCGGAUCAACACUACGACAAAGUUAACAUGUUGGAACCCCAGAGUGGACUCAGAAAAAUGGCCUUUUAAAGUACGGAGAGGAAGAUUUGGCCAACUAAUGUUGUUUCUCAUGUUUAUAUAUGUGGUGCAGUUACAAAACUGUAACUGUGUUUGUAGCAUUGAACUGUUUGAAAAUAAUUUUAUGUAUUGAGACAUUUUACUGCUUUUAUUUUUGUACUGAAUUGUAUCCGCAUAUUUAAAUUUAAAGUUAUGUUUUGACUCUUAAGUUAUGUGUAGGUAGAUUAUAUUAUUUUUGACUGAAUUGUUAAACCCUAAUAUGUUCAUAAAAUACUUCUUUAAGAAAAAACAUGA